AUGAGCACCUUCCCCGACCGUGCCACGCCAGAGCAGUGGGCCGAGUGGCUUCGGGUGCCGCUCGAGCACGCCGCCGCACAGGGCAGCCUGGUGCUGGUGGACAAGUUGCUCGGAGCCGGGGCGGACGGGAGCGCCAAUUAUAAGGGCUGUGCCGGGCGAAUUCUCCGGCAGGCUGCCGCUGUCGGUGGAAGCAAAGGCGUGGUGUCCUCCUUGCUUCGAGCACGAGCUCAGCCAGACGUGAACGAGUUCGUUGAUGAUUUGAGCGUGCUACAUGAGGGCCAUCAACCCUUUCCCAACUUUCGCUCGCCGCUGUACCAGGCAACACUGAACGGCCACGAGGCUACUGCGAGGCUACCCAUUCUGGCUGGCGCGAAUGUCAACUUCGUGGACCUCUGGGGAGGGCAUAGUGUGAUUAUGAGCGGGGCGGACGUGCGGGCACACGACUCGCACGAUCGCACCCCUCUUCAUCUGGCAACUAUGGAAGGCUUGGACGGGAUUGUCUCCCCCCUCGUGUUCCGGGGGGUGGACAAGGAUGCAGUGGAUAAAUAUGGACGUUCUGCGUUAAUCAUCGCGUCCUGUGUUGGUGACAAGGCUCACUCGACUGUCGACGAGACUCUUUUGGCCGCUGGUGCUGACUUAAGCAUCCGAAAUAACUUUCGAGCUUCGGCUCUGGACUCGGCUUCUUUACAUGGGCACGUUCCCACUAUACACGCUCUCGUUCGGCAUGGGGUGGCAAUUCUUGUGAUGACCGCGGCGACAGCGCUCUGCACAAGGCUGCUUUCCAAAAUCAGGCGGGUUCGGUCGACGCCCUGA
Molecule: messenger RNA, 813 nt
Organism: Ectocarpus sp. CCAP 1310/34
Lineage: Eukaryota; Phaeophyceae; Ectocarpales; Ectocarpaceae
Source: the annotation of a GenBank genome assembly